Acanthopagrus latus (yellowfin seabream) is the source of this 6303-nucleotide messenger RNA. It is a transcript of the gene mapta, whose product is annotated as microtubule-associated protein tau a. Lineage: Eukaryota; Metazoa; Chordata; Actinopteri; Spariformes; Sparidae. The transcript has 17 exons. Gene Ontology annotation, molecular function: microtubule binding. Gene Ontology annotation, biological process: neuron projection development; microtubule cytoskeleton organization. The record is from RefSeq and is a predicted model, not a curated record. Bases 229 to 2610 code for a protein of 793 amino acids. Gene Ontology annotation, cellular component: neuron projection.
UAUCCUCGUUUUUUUAAACGCAGUUUGGCUGGUUUUUCAUAUAUUUUUUACUUACUGUAGGAAAAGACUCACACAAACAAUGUGUUGGUGUGUCUGAGCGUCCCGUCUGCGGCUCUCGGAGCUUUUUGAAUCGCUGCCUACAUCGCUGAUUAUUCCGAUGGGUCCGGUGUUGACGGGCGUUUGGAGAACCAGCAGAGCAGAUCAGGGCUUUGUGGGUAUUAUUAACGAAUGGGGACGUUGUGUUCCUGCACCAGCGCCAGAAAAAUUAUGAAAGGCAGGACCUCGAAAAUGUCGGCAAGCGUGGAAGAGAUCGAUGCAGCUCCUGACCUGCGACUGGCAAUGGACUACGUGAACAACAGCUACAGCUCUGGAGACACCAUGAGCUCCUCCUUAGCCAACAUGACCAUCAACGACCAGCACCACCAGGAGAAUGGAGUCGCCAAAAUGAAAGAGGACGAGGCGGCAGUCGGUGAGGACGGAGUGAAAUCUGUGUCUGAACUCUCUGAAGCAGAGAGCAGCCACUGUGAUGACGAGGUGCCGCCCGCAGAGACGUCUGCAGAGACGGGCGGCGUCGAAGCCGAGCUCUCAGAAACGGGGAGCGGCUCUCAUGAAGACGAGGGGCAGCUCGCAGGAGGAGCAACUUCAACAGCAAAGCCUGGUUCUGGAGUCCGCAGUGAGUUUGCGUUCGCAGGCGACGGAUCAAAGCCCGAUGAAGACGGAGCUGCUGGGGAGGGCGUUGACUUCGUGGGAGCUUCCUGCUCCCCGGACCCAGGAAACGAGGCGGUGGGAGAGUGCGGGAAGAGGCUAAGUGACUCUUUAUGGGCCUCCGAAGACCUCAGCUGCAGGCCGGAGAUAAGAGGGGACGCACCAGCCAGCAGGAGGAGCCCUGAGUGGACCGGAGCUGCAGACGCCCAGAGGGCGAUCAGCCUGGACGCCUCCGAGUGCCUGACUGAAAUCAACAAUCUGUCUCUGGUUCGCAGCACGGCGCUGGAAGACCUGACGUCCAUCGGAGACAGAAGCAUGUGGGCGAAUCAAGACGAGGAGCAAACACAAGACGGAGUGGCUGCAGAUGGAGAAGCUUUUCAGCCCUGCAGUGACUCUGAAAGCACAGAAACACAACAAAAUGAGUCCCAGCCCUUCGCUGAUCCUCAUUCAGAGGAUCUUCAUAGCAGUAGGAACAUUUCCGAGGGUAGCCUUUUAACCAAAAUGCCAUCUGGCACGGCCGCUGAAAACGGCAGCAGUGACUCAUCGUUACAUAGGGCCGGCUAUUCAAAGCCUGACAUUUCUAAUGACUCAGUCAUGAGGAGCGAUGUGGCUCAGACCACCGGUACCGCCGGGCCCCAGAAAACACCCCCCAACCCAGUCCGAAAGUCUUUGGUGCCGGUCCCGGUUUUCAAAGCUCCAAAGAUGGAUAACGGCUCUGCAGAUAAGACUCAAACUGCCACCACACCAACCUCUUCCCUUAAAAGACCAUCUGUAGUCGCCAAGAGCAACAAAACACGCGCUUCCCCCCGAAACGGCCCGAGCUCCAUCCCCGUUAAAUCCACCACCACCACCACCAGCAGCAGCAGCAGCAGCAGCACAGGGCCCAGGCAGGCCGGAGGUGCAAAAUCUCAAACCCCUGGAGCCAAAACCACUCCCAGAACUUCAGCUCAACCAGCUAAUGCCAAGAAACCUCCCACUCCAAAAAAUGACAAAGAUGCCCAGAGUGGACAGAGCAGCCCUGGUACUCCAAAAUCUCCCGCCAGCCAAGCGAAGGCGGCGGCCGAGGCCAACAAGGUGAAGAAGGUGGCGGUGGUGCGUUCCACGCCCAAGUCCCCGGGCUCGCUGAAGGGCCGCCCGCCGGCUCCUCUGGCUGCAGCGGCGCCCAUGCCGGACCUGAAGGGCGUCAAGUCCAAGAUCGGCUCCACAGACAACAUCAAGCACCAGCCAGGAGGUGGAAAGGUACAAAUCCUUGAUCAGAAGGUGGACUAUAGUAAUGUCCAGUCUAAGUGUGGCUCCAAAGACAAUAUCAAACAUGUACCCGGUGGCGGCAAUGUCCAAAUCCUGGACAAGAAGGUGGAUUUGUCCAACGUCCAAGCUCGCUGUGGGUCUAAAGACAACAUAAAGCACACGCCUGGAGGAGGGAAGGUACAAAUUCUUGAUAAGAAGUUGGACUUAAGCAAUGUGCAGUCCCGGUGUGGCUCCAAAGAUAAUAUAAAACAUGUACCCGGUGGAGGCAACGUUCAGAUUGUGCACAAAAAGAUCGAUCUGAGCAACGUGCAGUCGAAAUGUGGAUCGAAAGUCAACAUUCGCCAUAAACCAGGCGGUGGAAAUAUCGAGAUCAAGAAUGAGAAGCUGGAGUUUAAAGUCCAGUCUAAGAUCGGCUCUCUGGACAACAUCGGCCACGUUCCUGGAGGCGGACAGAGAAAGAUUGAGAGCCACAAACUGAGUUUCCGUGAGACGGCCAAGGCCCGCACUGACCACGGCGCCGAGAUCAUCUCUUUGGAAGAAUCCCCCCAACAGCUCAGCACCGUGUCCUCCUCCGGCAGCAUCAACAUGGCCGACUCCCCGCAGCUCUCCACACUGGCCGACCAGGUGUCCGCCUCUCUGGCCAAACAAGGCUUGUGAAUGCCCCCCUUCCACCUCCACCUCCACCUCCACCUCCACCUCCAACACACGACCACGUAGAGGAGUUGUGAUGCCUUCCUCAUUAUUUCCACAGGACUUUUUUAGCUACCCAUCACUGUUUUAUCCCUCACUAACCUUUGAAACUGUUCUUGAGGCGUUACUCGUAGAGGUCUUGAGAAAAAAAAAAAAAAAAAAGAAAAAAACCAACACAUUAACAAAGAAGGCCAAAAUGUAUUUGAUUUCUCUCUGUGGUCUUUGAUCUCUUUUAUUUGCUCUUUCUACCUUUUGUAAGUCUCCCUUUAAGAGUUAAAGCACCCCAGAAGAGCAAAAUUCUCCCUGUGAAUCUGAAACUAUCGUCAUAUGCAUAUCCUCGUAAAAAUCUGACGUCAUUAACUCUCGGUUUCCUGUCACAUUGACUGUGAACCCUUUUAGGAAAUGGUCUUUAAUCUCCCCUUCGAUGGGUGUCUCUCCCCUCCCCCCUGAUGUUCUUUUUUUUCUUUUUCAUUUUGGAUAAAAAAAACAAAACAAAACACAGAAUAUUAAUUUGUAAACUGGAGGGAGAUGCAGACUGUUAGGUGCCAGUUUGUGCUAAAGCAGAAGGAGCAGUUACAGGGUAAAGAGGAGGUGUGUGACGAGAGGAAAAACCGUUAGAAAGAAAGAAAAGUAGCAACAUUUUUUUUUUUUUCGUCAAGGCAGAAAAAAAAAAAGAAAUGCUUUCAGACCUCACUGCUGUCUUCGCUUCAUGUAGUCCCGACAUGUGCUGCACCUCCGGCUACUGUAGGGGUGUAACCCGGAUUGAAAAAAGACAAAAACAAAAAAACGAACGGCUAGAGUAGAAACUUUGUGUUGGGCACAGUUUUAUAAUCGUAUUCUGUGGAUAUAUGACAUGUAUUUGAUAUGAAGAAAACAUUUGUAUUGUGCCUGCUACUGUCAGUGUUAUUAUUAUUUCUUUUUUUGUUACUGCUCUAUUGUAAAUGCGCUAAAAGCUUGACGUACAAGGAGGAAAAAUUAACCUUAAGGCAUUUAAAGUGUAACUUUCAUGGCCAAAUUGAAGAGGAGGGCGAGCUCAUCACCGAUUACUGUAUUUAAACUGCUAUAUGCACAUUAAAGGUAGCUAGAAUAAUGUUCAUUGCAAUUUUAUGGAAAAAUACGACGAUUCUUAAAAGCGAGACUACGUAACUUCUGCUAAACAAACAGGGCCACCAGGAGGGAAAUUUAUUAGACGAUGCUAGAUGCUAAAAUGCUAAGCUAUGGUAAGACUAGCACAAAAGUAAACGCACCGACCCAGUGUUGUUAUAUUUACUUCAGCUAACGUUAGCCACCAUAAGCUAAUGGUCUCACCAGACCAGGUAAGGCUUACGCAAAAAAAAAAAAAAAAAAAACAACUCUUCAGUGUAUUUAACUGAUCGAAGGUGCUUCUACUGCUCAAUGAAUUCGACUUUGUCAAAUCAAAAUAACGUUACUUCGUCUCUCUAACGUUGCUGUAGUCUCACUUUGAAGGUUAAAAAAAAAAACAACAACUAGUAUUUUAAACUUCACUCAACCAGAAUGACUUGUUUUAUUUGAAGCAGAUGGAUGGAUGAUGAUGAUGAUGAUGAUGAUGAUGGAUGAUGGACGAUGAAAGGAUGGGUUGAUUGGGCCAAGUUGAAAAGAAGGAUUCGGAACGCAGCAAGAGUGAAACUGUACAGCGCUGAGUUCAUCUGCUCGGGCUGGUUAAUCAUUACGCUUGUAUCUGUACCUGAGCACUGAACAUGUAGGACUCAUGAGGGCGUCACUGUCCGCUGGUUGCGUUUACGUUCAUUGAUUUAAAUAUACUCCAGUUCUCUGCAAAGAAACUAAAUGGCCAAAUGUAGGUGGACAUCUGGAUAUUUCACCUUUUAACUGCAGUGUUGGAGCCUGGCUGCAGGAUUUUCCAGGAAAUCAUCCAUUUGCUUCACAAGUGUGAAACUGAAACCACUGAAACUUUAUGCAUCUUUAUGUCCAGUUUUUAAUGUCAUGUCGUGAAGGUGCUGUUCUCAUGGUCUGGUUAACCUCAGGCACAUUAAACCAUUUGGUUAGUGUUUGGAAAAGAUCAUGUUUUUUCUUCCCAGGUGCUGUUGCCACAAACAUGGCUGGAAAAUGUCUCAACGUCUCAUUAAAAAUAUUCAGUGGUUUCACAUUUGUAAUAGCUAGAAAUCACACACAUUCUCCUAGCUGGCGCGCCAACAAUGUCUAGUUUUUUUUUUUAAGAAAUGGUGAAACCCUGUCUUGAACAGUGGUCUCUCCCUCGGCAGCCAUCUUGCCAGGCUGUCAAGCCAAUGAUGUCCAAUGUCCAGUAUUUAAUGUUGAAAUUCUGUCUUGAUCAGUGGUCUCUCAUUCGGCAGCCAUCUCUCCUAGCUGGCACGCCAACAAUAUCCACUGGUUUUGCAAAAACAAAUGUUGAAACUCUGUUUCAUAUAGUGGCGUCUUCCUUGGCAGCCAUCUUACCAAGCUGUCAGGCUGAUGAUGUCCAAUGUCCAGUAUUCAAUGUUGAAGGUGCAUCUUGAUCAGUGGUCUCUCACUCGGCAGCCAUCUCUCCUAGCUGUCGCGCCAACAAUUUCCAGUAGUGUCACACGUUCAAAUGCUCAAAUUGUUGAACCUCCGAUGCGAUCAGGCCACCACCUCCUCCUCUACCUCGUUACAAGAGAGUCCUGUAAUCAGAGCGUCAUACGACACGUAGACGUCGCAGGAAUGUUGAUGUAUGAAACAAGUCCGUGGUUUGCAGAAAACGUAAAAUGCCAGCAUUUCAUUCAGUUGACUGGACUGGAGAUUUUGAGCAUUUGAUAAAAAAAAAAAAAAAAAAAAAUGUUCCUGCCAAAUGUGCGAAUAGGAAGUUUGCAGGGUUCUCCGUAUACGUUCGAGGGAGUUUAAAUGAAAUGAAUGCAACCAGCCGGAGAUUAAUUACCUGUUUCCUCAAAAGUUUUCUCCGUUCAUGUGCUCGAAAAAAAUGUCCUAAUGUUGAUCAGUAUUCCUGGUGAUUCAUCACUUAAUACUUGCAUUGAUAUAAGUGAAACUUCUUGCAUGCAUCUCAUGUAAGAGACGGCCGUCUGCUUGUUGCCUCCCUUUCACUAAGUGGUCUCUUCGUAUAUCCUGUUUAUAUUCGACUCUCUGGAUUUGGAGGGAUAUACUGAAAAUACAUGUGGUCGUAGGUGGUUAUCAAGAGUCAAAACGUCCCACACUUUGCUCCCAAACUGUGUGUGUUGAGAUUAAAAUCGUGUCUCUGUGAUCGCAGAGAUGCUACUUUAGGCUCGAAGAGCAGACACAUAGGACUUAAGGGUGUGCUUGCAAACAUUACCUGCAUGCUAGAUUCUUGGUUCUUUUAUUACAAAUAGACCACAUUCGUCUCAGUGUGCAGGACAGACGUGAUGCUGAGGGACGGGAGUCUCAACCCUCCCACGGCGCAGGAGGAGGAGAUGAUGAGUGUGCGGUAAAGUUUGUGUGCUUUUGGUGGCUCCUCUCCAUGUAUGUUUGUGCUGGAAGCAGUCGGAGAGGUUUUUUUUUUUUUCUUCUUCUUUUUCUGCAGUAACAAAACUCAUCACCUUUCUUUGGUUACUUCUGACGCUGUACAGUUGUGGAAAUGUGAUUGUUCUCGUUAUUGUGCAUUUUAUCAAUAACUGGUUUAUGAUGAUUCUCGUUGCUGUAUAUGUGUAUUUGAAAAUAAAUGCUAUGAAGUCA